Messenger RNA from Knipowitschia caucasica, 912 nucleotides. The record is from the annotation of a GenBank genome assembly. NCBI's taxonomy places the organism in Eukaryota, Metazoa, Chordata, Actinopteri, Gobiiformes, Gobiidae.
AUGUCGGACAACGAGGGAGCUAACCAGGCUAACGCAGUUGCCGGAGGAAUGGCGGCGGCUAUGCUGGGGACGCUUUCGGUAUUUGACAGUCAAGCGCAGACUUGGGAGGAGUACUGUGAGGUUUUGGGACACUUCUUCGAGGCUAAUAACAUCACUGAUGCAAGAAGAAAGCGUGCAAUAUUGCUGAGCUCCGUUGGAAGCAAGACAUACAGUUUGAUGAGAAACUUGUUGAGCCCGGACACACCUGGUGAUAAGUCAUUCACGGAGUUGACUAACCUGCUUCAGUCACAUUUCAAUCCAAAGCCCAGUGAAAUAGUUCAGAGAUUUAAAUUUAAUUCCAGGACUAGAACGGCAAACGAAACUGUGACGGAGUAUGUGGCUGUGCUGAGGGAGCUGGCUCAACAUUGCAACUACGGGGACAAGCUGAAGGAGAUGCUGCGGGAUAGGCUCGUGUGUGGCAUUGCGGAGGACCGCAUACAGAGGAGGCUGUUGGCGGAGCCCAACAUGACAUUUGAAAAAGCCUUGAAAAUCGCGCAGGCCAUCGAAACAGCAAACAGGGAUGUGCGUGACUUGCAGCCGACGCUGGACAGUGCGGCGGGGAAAAAUGCAACACCAAUGACAGUGCAUAAAGUGGGAACGGAGAAUAAACGACAAAGGCACGUGAAGAAAAUGUGCAGGUCCGCGCCUCCGAGUGCCCAGCAGACUAAGGGGGGUGGAAAGAGUUUUGUGAAGGGGGAGAAAGUACCGGUGUUGAAGCCUGACGGAGGGGCACGCAUUUGUGGAGACUACAAACUCACGGUGAACCCAGUCUCUAAGCUAGAGCAGUAUCCAAUACCAAGGUUGGAAGAUUUGUUUGAGAAGCUGACUGGGGGAGAGAAGUUCAGCAAACUGGACCUUAGUCACGCAUAUUGA